This is a messenger RNA of Daucus carota subsp. sativus, 2198 nucleotides long. RefSeq lists its product as uncharacterized. Gene Ontology annotation, molecular function: protein dimerization activity. The record is from RefSeq and is a predicted model, not a curated record. The transcript is spliced from 5 exons. Bases 109 to 1743 code for a protein of 544 amino acids. NCBI's taxonomy places the organism in Eukaryota, Viridiplantae, Streptophyta, Magnoliopsida, Apiales, Apiaceae.
CCAAGCUAUCAUGAGUUGCGGGUUCCACUACUUGAGAAAGCAAAGAAAGAGACAGACAAGCUAAGGGAAAGACACGAAAAAGCUUGGAGGCAGUAUGGAUGUACACUAAUGUCUGAUGGAUGGUCAGAUAAGAGGGGGAGACACUUGAUUAAUUUCCUUGUAAACAGUCCAGAGGGGACCUUUUUCCUCAAAUCAGUUGAUGUUUCAAGUGAAAUUCAGGAUGCUGUUAUGUUGGCAAAUCUGUUUGAAAAACAGAUUGAUGAGAUUGGAAGAGACAUUGUUGUUCAGGUUGUGACAGACAAUGGUGCUAAUUUUAAAGCCGCGGGAGGAUUAUUAUGUCGCCGUAUUCCUACACUUUAUUGGACUCCUUGUGCCGCACACUGCUUAGACCUAAUGUUAGAGGAUAUUGCCAAGUUGAAGGAGUUUGAUUCAACCAUCACACAUGGCAGAAAUAUAACCACCUUUGUGUAUAGGCAUGGUCGACUCUUAAGUGCAAUGAGGGAGAAGACAUUAGGGAGAGACCUUGUGAGAACAGCAGCUACAAGAUUUGCUACGGCUUUCCUCACACUACAAAGUUUACACAAAAAUAGGGAGGCCUUGAGAGCAUUGUUUGGUGGUGUAGAGUGGUUCAAUUCUAAGUUGGCUAAAACUGUUGUCGGAGGAAAAGUGCAUGAUGCUGCUCUUUCAACAAGGUUUUGGAAUAAUGUUGAGGAUUGUAUUAGAGCAUCACAAUCACUCUUAGUUGUAUUGAGGAUUGUUGACGGGGAUGAAAAACCGGCUAUGGCGGAGAUUUGUGCUUCAAUGGAUUAUGCCAAGACUAGGAUCAAAGAUGCACUUGAUAAAAAACCAAGACUUCAAAAAAAAGUCUUAGGAAUUAUUGAGAGGCGAUGGGAGACUCAAAUGGAAGUGGAAUUAUAUGGAGCUGCUUUGUUUCUUAAUCCCGGAAGAUAUUUUGAAAUCAAAGAAAAUGAUCAUGCAUAUGCUUCAAAAUUGAGGAUGAAGUUCAAUGAUGUUCUUGAAAGGAUGGUGCUUGACAUAAGUUUGGUGGAAAAGAUAAGUGACCAAGCCGAUCAAUAUGAUAAUUCAAGAAAUUCAUUUGGAAAGCAAUUAUCAAUUCGGCAAAGGAAAUCUAAGAGUCCACUUGAUUGGUGGGCUGCUUUUGGUGGCAAUACUAUUGAGCUAACAAUGUUUGCUAAAAGAGUUGUUGGCCUAUGUUGUUCCUCAUCCGGUUGCGAACGUAAUUGGAGCACCUUCGAGUUUAUUCACACCAAGAAAAGGAAUAGAUUGGAGCAUCAACGUUUGAAUGAUUUGGUGUAUAUACAAUACAACCGAAAAAUUGCAACAAGAUUCCAAAAGAGGCGUGAAGAUGGUAGGAAUUUUGAUCCUUUGCUUCUAGAUGAUUUUCAAUGGGAUAAUGAGUGGGUAAAUGGAGAAGUUGUUGAUCCCGGGGAUGAGGAGUUAUGGAUGGGUGUUGAUAGAGCAUUGGAUGCAACGGAAGGUAUGGAAGGACGUCGUAAUCCUCGAAGAGGUGGCACUGAGUUAAGUACUUAUAAUAGACGUGGGCGUGCUUCUACUUCACUUGUAGAUGAGGAUAAUGACAUAGAGGAAGAUCACAUUCCUAUCAUUUUAAAUGAUGAUGAGAACGUCGAUGAUGAUUAUGGACAAAGGCCAAGAACUUCUACUCGCGAAGAUGCUACUGAUUCGAAUACAAAUGAAGUCUUUGACCUUGAUGAUUAUGUUUAAUUAAUUGACUGCAUUGUUGUGUUUUUAUCUUGCUUUCUUUUAGGUCUUCUAGACUGUUACUAUGCACUUGUUAUUUUGCAUUCCACUUGCUGAACUAUUUAAAUUUCUGCCCAGUUUUUACAGUUCUGCAGUUCUACUUACUGUCCACUGCCUACAUUUUCUGCAAUUCUUUGUUUUUCUAUGUCCAGAUUGUGUAUUCUGUUUCUCUGCCUACUGUUUUCUGCUGGCCAGGUAUGUAUUCUGCAUCUCUGUCUUAGUUUACUUUGCUUCUUAUAAUCCUAUUUGUGCAGUCAAUUGUGUGUAGAAGUGUAGAAUAUGUAGAUAUAUAUAAAAUUACUAAUUUUAUACUUUGUCGACUAGUGUCGACUAGUCUACGACUAGUCACGACUAGUCACGACUCGACUUGCCGGACACUCCGGUCGACUCGACUCGACUUACCGACGUAACAACCAUGC